Pisolithus orientalis is the source of this 1891-nucleotide messenger RNA. RefSeq lists its product as uncharacterized. The record is from RefSeq and is a predicted model, not a curated record. The coding region runs from base 89 to 1771 and encodes 560 amino acids. The transcript has 4 exons. Lineage: Eukaryota; Fungi; Basidiomycota; Agaricomycetes; Boletales; Pisolithaceae.
UGCAGUUCUGCGACUUUCCCCUGACUGGCGUCACUGGGCAACUUUUGGCGUACCCAUCACAACACCUGGCAUCAACCACCUCCCAACAAUGAUGCCGACUGUCGACGAUGUCGAACAGUACUUUGAAACUGUCGAACGCUUAGUUUCUGAUUCCCUGACUACUGCUUCCCUUGAUCUUCCAAACAUUCGUGAGGCCAUAAACAGGCUCUGGGUGGACAUCACUCGCUACGGGCCACCCUUUCCCGAGAUUCAUGCAGGUCGCCUCGGUCCAUUUGAGCUUCCAGCUCCUCCUCCUCCUCCGCCCCCGCCCCCGAAGUCUCUUAUCGAAAAGACUGGAGACUGGCUGAAAGAUCAUCCUUGGAUUGUCUCGGGCCUUGUACUCUCUACCCUCGGCAUCAGUUUGGUGGCGGGAUGCCGCGUUAUUUCAGCCAAACACACCUUCAGGAGACGCAUUAAACCAACUACUACGGUAUCCGAGAAACGGCAGGUUGUCGUGGUUCUGGGCAGCGAUCAUCCACUAGCACUGCCCCUGAUCCUGGAGCUCGAGAAGAAGGGUUACAUCGUCAUUGCGAGCGUCUCAUCUGCCGAGGCUGUUGGCCCCUUGGAGGCCCGGGGUCAUGGCUUCGUUCGCGCCCUCGUUCUUGAUCCAAACGAACCUACUACCAUACCAGUAUUCCUUCGCUCACUCGGGUCCACCUUAUCACGCCGCUUCCCCAUCUCAGCUGCUGGAGAUCCGUAUCUUCCCAGCCCGAGCCAUCCCUUACUGCACUCCGUCAUAUCAUUGUUAACUAUGUCAGCUUCGUCCACAAGUUGUGGCCCUGCCCCGCUAGAGCAAGUUUCUCUACAUGACACGUACCUACCUUAUCUCCUUUCGACGCACAUUGCACCACUUCAAACACUUCAGGCACUUCUACCAUUGCUUCGUGCGGACGCACAACGCACACAUGCUUCCAGGUCAAUCAUUAUCUGUUUACCAGCUGUAGAUGCACGGAUUGGCCUGCCAUUUAGCAGUGUCCGUGCCAUGAGCGCUGCUGCCACCGUCCGCGCUGCCGAUGUCCUACGGCGGGAAAUCUCAGCUGCCCAAGGCAUGGGCAGAAUCCGUGUUGUUACCGUCGAUGUUGGCGCUGUCGGACAGACCCCUGAUGAAUCUACGACUCCACCAACUACCGACGAUUGGACGCCUUCGGAGAAAGCGACUUAUGGUGCGGCACUCUACGCGUUGAGUGAGACUGCCAAAACAAGGACCCCGGAAGACGUUUCGAAGUUCGUAGACAGUAUCAUCGGAGUUGUGAGCUCUGGAACAAAGACCACCGGCGCUAGCAGGGCCGUCUACGGUGUGGGUGUUGGCUUGGCGUACGAGAAACUCAAGGAUUGGAUCCGUGGUAAUCGCUUUUCAAUUGGCGCAGGAGCUGGAACCUAUACGUUUGCAUCGUUCCUUCCAACCAGGCUACUGGAUUGUCUUCUCGGUCUUCCUCACAUUCUUGUUGGCAUUCGAAAUGGCCUUUUGCCUUCCCACCUUCCCGCGAAUGUUACUUCUCCGGCUGCCGAUGUAGUGAAGACCGCAUCUGCUAAUGUUUCUGCUCCGCCGGACCCACGCUUGCCCUUGACCAUAUCCCCGCAGUAUUCCAGAACGGAAACCGCCGUACAACGUGGCGGCGAUGAACACGAGACAGCGUCGAACGCAGACUCGGAAAGCGUUGGGACCGACACUGAAAGCUCCAGUGUAGAAAGCAGCUGGAUUAGCUUGGGGCCUGGCGAAUCUUCUUCCUGAUGUUGCCUUUUUUUUUCGAUGACUUGUUCGCCUUUGGCAUCUGCAAGACUACAAAAGAAAUUUUCUUUGCGAGUUGUGGUGUCUGCACUGUCGCGUGGCCGGUUGGUAGUGAUACUGUCG